Molecule: messenger RNA, 5127 nt
Organism: Hippopotamus amphibius kiboko
Lineage: Eukaryota; Metazoa; Chordata; Mammalia; Artiodactyla; Hippopotamidae
Gene: NCKIPSD
Product: NCK interacting protein with SH3 domain
Exons: 13
Coding region: 118-2262 (714 amino acids)
Biological process (GO): endocytosis
Molecular function (GO): protein binding; Arp2/3 complex binding
Source: RefSeq, a predicted model, not a curated record
GCGCACGCGUACGCGGCGUGUGUCACGGGGCAGGGCGAACGCGGCGAGGCGCUGCCGGCCUGGCAUACUGUUUCCGCAGACCCUGCCAUCUCCCCUGCCCCGGCCCGGCUCAGCCUCAUGUACCGCGCGCUGUACGCGUUCCGCUCGGCGGAGCCCAACGCGCUGGCGUUUGCCGCGGGCGAGACCUUCCUGGUGCUGGAGCGCAGCAGCGCGCACUGGUGGCUGGCGGCGCGGGCGCGCAGUGGCGAGACCGGCUACGUGCCGCCCGCCUACCUGCGCCGUCUGCAGGGCCUGGAGCAGGAUGUCCUCCAAGCCAUUGACCGGGCCAUUGAGGCUGUGCACAAUGCAGCCAUGCGGGAUGGUGGCAAGUACAGCCUGGAGCAGCGCGGAAUCCUCCAGAAGCUGAUCCACCACCGGAAAGAGACCCUGUCCCGCAGAGGCCCCUCAGCCCCCAGCCCUGCAGCUAUGACCCCAUCCACCAGUGACCACCAUUUGGAUACUGCUGCCGCCAGGCAGCCUAAUGGGGUGUGUAGAGCUGGGUUCGAGCGGCAGCACAGCCUGCCCAGUUCUGAGUAUCUUGGGGCAGAUGGAGGCCUCUACCAGAUCCCGCCACAGCCUCGCCGAGCCGCACCCGCCACGCCACCCCCACCGGUGAAGCGCCGAGACCGCGAGGCCCUAGUGGUCUCAGGGAGUGGCGGCCGCAACACCACGCCCUCUGGGGGCAGUUCUGUGUCCAGCGGCUCCUCUGUCAGCAGCACCUCCCUUGACACGCUCUAUACUGGCUCCAGCUCAUCUGAGCCGGGCCCCAGCUGCUCACCCACACCCCCACCUGUGCCCCGCCGAGGCACGCACACCACUGUGUCCCAAGCUCAGCCCCCUCCCUCCAAGGUGCCAAACUCGGAGCCCCCUACCGAGGAGGUGGCAGUUGAUACAGCCCCAGCCCCCGAUGAGCUGGAGGCCCUGGGUGCGCUGAGCCUGGGGACCGUGGAGGAGAAGGCGGUGACUGAGACUGCCGUGCCCAGGACCAUCGGGGCAGAGCUGAUGGAGCUCGUGAGGAGAAACACCGGCCUGAGCCACGAGCUGUGCCGCGUGGCCAUUGGCGUCGUGGUGGGUCACAUCCAGGCCUCCGUGCCGACCAGCUCACCUAUCAUGGAGCAGGUCCUCCUCUCGCUGGUAGAGGGCAAGGACCUGAGCACUGCCCUGCCCUCAGGGCAGGUCUGCCAUGACCAGCAGCGGCUGGAGGUGAUCUUUGCAGACCUGGCCCGGCGGAAGGAUGAUGCUCAGCAGCGCAGCUGGGCCCUAUAUGAGGACGAGGGUGUCAUCCGCUGCUACCUGGAGGAGCUGCUGCACAUUCUGACGGAUGCAGACCCUGAAGUUUGCAAGAAAAUGUGCAAGAGGAAUGACUUUGAGUCUGUCCUGGCCUUGGUGGCCUACUACCAAAUGGAGCACCGGGUGUCACUGCGGCUGCUGCUCCUCAAGUGCUUCGGCGCCAUGUGUAGCCUGGACGCAGCCAUCAUCUCCACACUCGUGUCAUCUGUGCUGCCUGUGGAGCUGGCGCGGGACAUGCAGACAGACACGCAAGACCAUCAGAAACUCUGUUAUUCUGCCCUCGUCCUGGCCAUGGUCUUCUCCAUGGGGGAGGCAGUGCCCUAUGCACACUAUGAGCACCUGGGCACACCCUUCGCCCAGUUCCUGCUGAGCAUCGUGGAGGAUGGGCUGCCCUUGGACACCACGGAGCAGCUGCCGGAUCUCUGCGUGAACCUGCUUCUGGCUCUGAACUUGCACCUGCCAGCCCCUGACCAGAACAUCAUCAUGGCUGCCCUGAGCAAACAUGCCAAUGUCAAGAUCUUCUCCGAGAAGCUACUGUUGCUCCUGAACAGAGGGGAUGACCCUGUGCGCAUCUUUAAACAUGAGCCGCAGCCACCGCACUCCAUCCUCAAGUUCCUGCAGGAUGUGUUCGCCAGCCCCACCACAGCUGCCAUCUUCUACCACACAGACAUGAUGGCACUUAUUGAUAUCACCGUGCGGCACAUCGCAGACCUGUCACCUGGAGACAAGCUUCGCAUGGAGUACCUCUCCCUGAUGCACGCUGUGGUCCGCUCCACACCUUACCUGCAGCACCGCCAUCGGCUCCCCGACCUGCAGGCCACCCUACGACGCAUCUUGACCGAGGAGGAAACCUCACCCCAGUGCCAGAUGGACCGCAUGAUUGUCCACGAGAUGUGCAAGGAAUUCCCGGUGCUGGGCGAGGCCCCCAGCUAGCACCUUCCUUUCCUCCCUUCCCUGCAGCCCUGGGCAGGGUGCAGGAGACUUGGAGGCUUGGCCCUAAGAAUGUUUUGCACUGACAGUGUGAGGGGAGGUGAUGGUGGAAGGGACCUGAGCAGGGCCCCCCACAUGAAACAGAGUUAAUAUGAGGGGCCAAGCGCAGGAUUGGGGACCAUGCGCUGGGAGCUGUGCUGGGGCAGGGGGAGUGUGAACUGAAGCCCCUCUAUCUCCCGAUAGGCUGCCUCUUCAGCAUGCUCCCCCGCUCCUUACACACAUGCGCACUCAGAGUCCUGCUGCUGCUCCAGGCUGGGCCAGAGCCCUCACCCCCCCACGCCCACCUGGUCUGUGUUCUGGGCUUCGGCAAGCCAUGUCCCUGGGGUGAGAGGAGGCACCUUCCGCCAGCUCUGUUCUUUGCCUUAGCUUCGCAGUGAGUGCUGCUCAUGUGCUCUGUCCCCCCCGCCCCCCCCAGCCCCCACCUCAUGGGGGUCACUGCUCCUCACUCCGACCCUCAGAGGUCUUGGCCAAGCUGCUGCUUUGAAAGCAGAAUCUUGGAGACAGGCCAUCCAUACUGGAGCCUCACAGAAUGACGUGAUGGCUGAUAAAGCCAAUGACAGAAUCUAUUUUCUCUGUAAAAACAUAGACUGAAAAGCCAUGUGUAUUUUCCUAUGUGCUUCAGCUCACCUUUGGAAAUAAAUCAGGCAUCUGGAAACAGGCUUCCCUGUAUGAUCCUGAGUGGUGGUGGGAGAGGAUGGGCAGGGGCGCUGGGGCCUUAGCACCCUGUCACCAGCUUGCCCUGCCCUCUCCAGCCAGAGGAAGUGAUGGUCCCUGACAGGCCUCUCCAUCGAGGUCCCUUGAGCCCUGUUCCAGCCUCUCUCCCCCGGGUUCCCACUUCUCCUGGGCCAUGACCACAGCCACUGAGAGGCCCGUGGUCCAUUUGCAGGUGACUGCCCCUCCAGGCUUCACUUACAUCUUUCUUUGCCUUGAAUGCCAUGUUUCUCUCCGGCCUUGAAACCCUAUAUCCUUUACAGCUGUUCUCAAAUGAAGCAUCUCUUAUCCCAGCCCUGGCCUCCCUGAACUCCUAGGCCUGCCUAGCUGUUUCCCUUCCUCAUUUGUCUUCCACUGGAUCCAGCAAGAUCCCCUCAUUUUGCAGCCUUAGCAGAGAUCUGGUAAUUAUAGUAGGAUAAAAAGAAUAUCUCAACAAUUGUGGAGUUAGAUGUGCACUACUGUUUGAGAGAAAUCAGAAGCCAAUGUUGGGCAAAAACUUUUUCCUUGUGUGCUCCCAAGUUAACGAAGGCCGUCGCCACAAGUUGGGGAGGAGAGUCAGAACCUAUAGGCAGACCCCAGGUAGCAGUGGUUUCCAUCAGUUUCCCUCAUGUUACCCAAGACGAUUCUCAUCUGAUUCUACACAUCUAGAAUCACUGAUACUGUGACUUCUGGCCACGACUUUUCCUUUCUCAGUGGGCUGCUAAAGGCAGAGGGCUGUCACUCUCCCAGCAGAGUGUAACGCAGCAAGAAGCCCAGGAAGGCCAGUCUAGGGGUGUGGUCCCAGGGAAACAAGUCCGUGGGAGCAAAGCACAGGAGGCCAGCCGGGAGAUGUCCUUCCUGAACUGUUGACUCUUCCAGAAGGUUAAGUGCACCGGCUCACCUGGACCUGAGGAGGAGCUGACACAAUGGUCCGCAGGAAAGCUCUGUGUGGUACAGCCUGGUUGCUUCAUCCUGGAGGCCUCUGCCUCCCUUUCUCAGCUGGAAUCAACAACACUGACUUCCAAGUACAGUUCCUUUCUCAUUGGAGUGCUGAAGGCAGAGAACCACAGUUCUCCUCCUGAGAGAGUAUAAUUCAGUGUUAAGCACAGGUCCUUGGGAAGCUGAGGCAGGAAGAUCCGAUAGCCUCUGUGUCUUGCUCUGUUCGCUGUUAGGCUGCAUACACUGACCUCAUGGGAAGAGCAGGGCUGUGCUGUGCCAUCUGUCCUAGUGCUGGCCCCCGUGAGGAAAAAAGUGCAGCCCCGUGGCAGGAGGGGCAGAGCCCCUGCCUGCUUCUGUGUGAUUGUCCAAGGGGCCCCUGCACAUGUUUGUAAGGGGUGCAGGAGCCCCAGCUGACUCCAGGCAGCAAACACACACUCACAGGGGCCAGGACUCCAGGACCAUCAGCAAACACCUUGAUGGUGUCUCACGGCACAAAAUUAAAACUAUCAGGGAAAAUGAUUAGCCAGAGAAUUCCUCAGGGAAGGAACUGUCUGAGAGAACACCUCUGGCUGCUUGGAAGGAUGGUAGACAUGGAUGUGGUUAGGCAGGGGAAAGGGCAAAGAAAGGGAGAACUAAGUCACUCAAAGAAAGGGGAGUGAUUGGGUGGGGCUGAGGGGCAAUGAGGGCCGGGGGUUUGGGCCGACCUCCGGGCUAGAAGUGGAUCCCUACAGGUGUGGCACCAUGUCUAUGGGACAUGACUGAGGAUAACAGUCUACAUGUGCAUAAGGCAACUCUAGGCUAAGGGGUUGGGUGAAGACCACGUACCUGCUCAGCCCCCAGAAGAUACAGACUGAAGCUCCAGGUAUGUGAGGACAAGCUUUUCUCUUGUUUAAUGGAAGAAUAACAUACUAUGAAAACUACAGUAUGCCAAGAGUGCAGCUUAAUGAAUUAUGACAGAUGAUGCUAAUAUAGUCCCCACCCAGUGUCACCGGUUCCCAAAGCCCACUGUGCACCCCUCUUAAUCACCAAUUCCUCCCUUCUCCCCAGACCUCUUCCCCAGAGGUAACUGCUGAUAGGUUUUGCCCUGUUUUUGAACUUUAUAUAAAUGGAAUCAUAAACACUGGCUUCUUCACUCACCAUCAAGUUUUUGAGGUUCGUCUAUGUCAUAGUAUGUGGUAC